Messenger RNA from Microsporum canis CBS 113480, 1662 nucleotides. Its product is annotated as phosphotransferase family protein. The record is from RefSeq and is a predicted model, not a curated record. Gene Ontology annotation, cellular component: mitochondrion. The transcript is spliced from 3 exons. Bases 1 to 1662 code for a protein of 553 amino acids. NCBI's taxonomy places the organism in Eukaryota, Fungi, Ascomycota, Eurotiomycetes, Onygenales, Arthrodermataceae.
AUGAGACGGCCUGCAUUGCAAGCUCUUCAGUCCGUUGGGGGGCAUGUUCGGCCCCUAGCUACGGCGGGAGAUGCUCAUGGAAAUGGGCUUUUUGAAUAUACCCGCGGGCGUUUUAUCUUCAAUGUAAACGAACAAACGUCGAAACGCCGCAUCCGAUUUAAUAUGCAGGAGCUUGCAUCUGCCGCAGCAAGGUCAGUGGAUGCAGCGAGAUGCAUCAAUAUCCAACGGUGCCCUGAUGGUCUUUAUAACAAAGCAUUCAUCCUCACCAUGGACAAUGGCAAGGAUAUUGUUGCAAAAAUACCUAACCCCAAUGCCGGUGCUCCGUACUAUACAAUUGCCAGCGAAGUUGCAACCAUGGAUUUCGCGCGUACUGUGCUUCAAACUCCUGCGCCGCGGGUGUAUGCGUGGAAUGCUUCUGCCGAUAUCAACAGUAACCCAGUUGGAGCCGAAUAUAUUGUCAUGGAGAAGAUUCCUGGCGUCCAGCUAUCAGAUAUCUGGUGGGGCCUGCAGCUUAACCAAAAGCUCAAAAUCUUGAUUCAGGUUGCACGUUACAUGAGAAGGUGGACAAGUGUGGGUUUUGACAAGCUUGGAAGCAUAUACUAUCCCGAAAGCAUGGGUACACCCUUAAAUGAGGUUCUCUACUCUGAAGAGGGAAAUUCUGUCCACAAUACCCGGUUUACUAUCGGACCUAGUACCAAUCGUGAAUGGAGUGAUGGAGGUCGGCAAGAUAUGAAGUGCAAUAAGGGCCCAUGGAUGUCUGUCACUGAUUACCGAAAAGCAAUUGGAGACCGCGAGACAAUGGCUGUGAAGACACUAGGCCAUGUACCGAAACAGCUGGCGAUUUUAUAUGGCCCUGGGCCAUUGUACCAACCUUCCGCGAAAAAGAAACUUGAGGCAUUACGGUACUAUUCGCAAAUUCAGCAAAUAUUACUACCUGAUGAUCCCUCCCUUACCACCGGUCAUCUUUGGCAUAACGAUCUACAUCAUGAGAAUAUAUUUGUUGACCCUGACAGUCUUGAGAUACAAGGAAUAAUUGACUGGCAAUCCCUCCAGAUUGCACCCCUAACCGAUCAUUGUUUAGACCCCUCUUUUCUUGAGUACGAGGGGCCUGAUGUGGGUGAUCACCUCGAAAAGCCUGAGCUGCCAAACGAGAUCAAGACACUUAAGGGCGAAGAAAGGGCGGAAGCCGUAGCACAAUAUCUCGACAAAGCAGUGAUGGUUGCCUGGCGUCGACUUGUCAGAGAUAAGAAUCCAGCUCAACAUCGUGCCAUCAAGUUCCAGCAAUCGGCAGCCGGAAACCUCUUGCAUCUUUCCCGUCGAAUAUUCGAAGUAGGUGAACCUCAUUUCUGCGCGCUACUGCUGGACUUGCGGGAUGAAUGGGCAAAUUCCGGAAUUCCCGGUUUCCCGCUCAAGUUCUCUGAUGCAGAGGUUGCCUCGAUAGAAGCAGACGUGGAACGAGCGGAGCUGGGUGUCAGAACCAUGAAGUCGAUUGAGCAGCGACUCGGAAAUUUAUGGCCGGAGAGAGGUGUGGUGGAACAUGAAAACUACGAAGCGGCAAAGGAAGCUCUACAACAGAUGAAGGAUGAGAUCAUCAAUGAGUUCAAGACACACCCUGGCUGGGACACGGCAGUCUUCGAGGCAUUAUGGCCAUUUGAUUCCUAA